Molecule: messenger RNA, 3312 nt
Organism: Leptosia nina
Lineage: Eukaryota; Metazoa; Arthropoda; Insecta; Lepidoptera; Pieridae
Source: the annotation of a GenBank genome assembly
AUGUGGCGUGUUGGUUACGUCUUGGUGUCUCUGGCGGCUUUCGCUUCGGCAUUAGAAGAUGAUCCUUAUCAUCCAGUAAUGCCGGAGCGCAGCUUGAACCCAGCGUUGCUCGCCAGAGGUGAGGACGUCGCGUCCUACUGGGUCGAAAAUGCACAGGCCCCGCUUCGAGGACUAAAAAGUGAAGGGAAAAAAGCGCGCAACGUCAUCAUGUUCCUUGGGGAUGGCAUGUCUGUGCCGACGCUAGCUGCGGCUCGUACUCUUCUCGGACAGAGAAGUAAACGCACGGGAGAGGAAUCAAAGCUUUCUUUCGAAGAGUUUCCUACAACAGGCUUGAGCAAGACUUACUGUGUAAACGCGCAGAUCGCUGACUCAGCGUGUUCCGCGACGGCUUACUUAUGUGGAGUUAAAGCAAAUCAGGGUACCCUGGGUGUGACGGCAGCUGUACCUCGCCGCAACUGCAGUGCCUCUUUGGACCCAGCUCAUCGCUUGGAUUCGAUUGCCGCUUGGGCGCUUGCCGAUGGCCGAGACGCCGGGAUAGUGACGAGCGCUCGUGUCACCCAUGCGUCUCCGGCCGGCGCGUAUGCACAUUCAGCAGAGCGUGGUUGGGAGAGCGAUGCCGAUUUGGGGGAGGAUUCACCACUGUGUUCGGACAUCGCCAUGCAACUUGUUCAUGAAAAUCCUGGCAAACAGUUCAAAGUGAUACUCGGUGGCGGUAGACGAGAGUUUCUUUCAAAGGACUUCGUCGACAACGAAGGGAAGAAGGGUACUCGGACGGACGGUCGGAACCUGAUCAACGAAUGGCAGGAGGACAAGCGCGUUCGCAACGAGAGUUACGCCUACGUGUGGAACCGAGAUCAGCUGGUCGAAGCCAACGCCACUCUGCCUAACUAUCUAUUGGGUCUGUUUGAGAGUAGCCACUUGCAAUACAAUUUACUCAGAAAUAUUACUAGUGAGCCUACAUUGGCAGAAUUGACAGAAGUGGCAAUAAGAAUUUUGAGCAAGAACGAAAAAGGCUUUUUCCUUUUCGUGGAAGGUGGCAGGAUAGACCACGCGCAUCACAGUAACUAUGUGGAGCUCGCCUUGGAUGAGACGAUAGAGUUGAGUGCUGCAGUCUCCCGCGCGAGCGAAUUAUUAAGCGAGGAAGACUCCCUGCUUGUUGUGACAGCUGACCACGCACACGUUAUGGCAUUCAACGGGUAUACGGCGCGUGGUAACGACGUACUCGGAGCCUCCCGAGGCAUGGAUCUCACUGGAGCGCCCUACAUGACGCUCUCUUACACUAACGGACCAGGCUACCGUCCGGCUGUCGACGGAAUUAGGCCCGAUGUCACGGCGGAAGAGAAUUACCACCGUGAUCCGAAAUGGCGAUCCCACGUGGACGUGCCUCUCUCUUCAGAGACGCACGGCGGAGAUGACGUGGCGGUGUUCGCACGAGGACCUCAGCACCACAUCUUCACGGGCCUCUACGAGCAGAAUCACAUUCCUCACAGAAUGGCUUAUGCGGCUUGCAUUGGACCCGGGCUACAUGCUUGCAACGGAGCAUUUCGUGUGGCUAAUCUACCGCAGCUUCCGUCUUCAGUAUAUUUGGUAGCAUCGAGCGGUGCGCCUGCAAGGGACGAGUUCGUUAAGAUGAUGAGAAGACGCGUUUUGCUAUCUUUAAAUCUGUUAAUAGUUCUUGCAAGUGUUCAAUAUUCAAUAGGUGACGAAUACCACAAUGGGCUGAGAGAAUUGUUACGGGCUGAGCGGUUUAAACGCAAUGAGGAGGAAUCGAGCAGCGGUUAUUGGAUAAGACAGGCUCAGGAGAGCGUAGGACGUCGCGCAGGAAUAGCGGGCGGCAGGGCGGGGGGCGCAGUGACUGGGGGAGCUGCUCGAAAUGUGGUGCUGUUCCUCGGGGACGGUAUGUCGGUGCCCACACUCACCGCUGCCAGGACCUUACUCGGCCAACGCGAGAGCCACACCGGGGAGGAGACGCACCUCUUUUUUGAAGACUUCCCCACCUCUGGCUUGGCUAAGACGUACUGUGUUGACGCCCAAGUGGCCGACUCGGCAUGCACGGCCACUUCCUACCUGUGCGGGGUGAAAACCAACCGCGGGACGAUAGGUGUGACGGCGGCUGUUGAGCGGGGUGACUGUGACGCUUCCACUGACCGUUCCUCGCACGUCGAGUCCAUCGCUACCUGGGCCCUGGCUGACGGGCGUGACGCCGGAAUCGUGACAAGCGCUCGCGUAACCCACGCGUCCCCUGCUGGAGCCUACGCGCAUGUGGCUCAACGUGACUGGGAGAGCGACGCCAACGUGCGCGCGGAUCGACACGACCCAGACUCUUGUCCUGACAUCGCCUAUCAACUGGUGCACCAGCACCCAGGCGUAGAUUUUAAGGUUAUACUAGGUGGCGGAAGACGCGAAUUUUUGCCGAGCAACACGUUCGACGAAGAAGGCACCCAGGGACAUAGAUUGGACGGUCGUAACCUGAUCGAGGAGUGGCAAAUAGACAAAAUUGCGAGAAACGUGUCCUACCGUUACGUUUGGAAUAGGGAGCAACUCCUGAACACGAACGACGACCUUCCAGAGUAUUUAUUGGGCCUCUUCGAGGGAAGCCACCUUCGUUACAACAUGGAAGCUGACUCGAGGACCGAACCCUCCCUCGCCGAUCUCACGGAGACGGCGAUAAGAUCUCUUCGAAGAAACGACAGGGGCUUUUUCUUGUUUGUGGAAGGUGGCAGAAUUGAUCACGCUCAUCACGAGAACAGAGCCACAUUGGCCUUAGAUGAAACGAUCGAGUUGAGCAAGGCUGUUGAACGUGCAGCGGCUAUGCUAAGCGAGGAGGACUCGCUGUUAGUAGUGACAGCUGACCACGCGCACGUCAUGGCCCUUAAUGGGUACACGCACCGCGGCGGAGACAUCCUCGGCGUCUCUGACUCCUUGGGCGAUGACGGCAUCCCAUACAUGACACUCUCGUACACCAACGGUCCGGGAUACCGCGAUCCAGUAGAUGACAAAAGGGCUGACGUCACGAAGGACGAAGACUUUGGUAGUCCUCAGUGGGUGUCGCCGGCGAGCGUGCCCCUCUCUUCCGAGACCCAUGGCGGAGACGACGUUGCGGUGUUCGCUAGGGGGGCCCCAGAACCAAAUGUUCACAGGCCUCUACGAGCAGAACAACAUUCCUCACCUCAUGGCUUACGCGGCCUGCAUAGGACCUGGUUUACAUGUAUCGGUGCGUUAGUUCCCGGUCGCGCGGGGUGUCCUCUGGGGGCUUUGGGCCGCAUCCCUCGGUCCGGCAGUCGACUCGAAGAGCUCGUGCCGACCUCGUGA